UUCCUCUCAGUGUCUCAAGUUUGAUUUCGUUAACACUUAUCCCUGAAAUUCUUCUCUCAAUUCGCUUUCAUGGAUGCUGGUAGCAUAAUCCAAGGAUACCGGUAUUCUUCUGUACCCACAAACAAGAUGAUCAAAUUUGGUCCAAAUCUCAUCAAUUCAGUACCCUUUUCAGAUCAAGCCAACAUUAACCAGAUCUUCAAUAAUGAAUUGAUCGAACUUGAUGAAGACGAUUCAUCUCCCUCACAGUCAUCGGAGCCAGAGGAGAAAGAUUUCUCCGAUGCCCACCUCAAAUACAUAACCCAAAUGCUCAUGGAAGAAGAGGAUUUGCAGCACACACCUUAUAUGUUCCUAGAUUGUUUAGCUCUUCAAGCUGCUGAAAAAUCAUUAUAUGAUCUUAUUGGCGAGAAUUACCCCACAAACCCACCUGAUUCUAGAGUCAGAAAAAACGACAAUCGAGGUGAUGAGGAUGAUCACGAUGAAGUUCUCCAAUCCAACAGGAAUAACAAGCAGCCAGCGACUUCUUCAGAUGACCAUGAAGAACUUAACCAAGAAAUGUAUGACAAGUUAUUACUCUGUCCUCAUGUCGAAUUCAAUUCAAUCUUACCACUCGACUCAUGUUGUCCCGGUAGUAAACAAAAUCCCAAAGAAAACCCACGAUCUAAAAAACAAACCGACAGCCGGCGUCGGCGCCAGCCACCUCAAGAACUAGUGGAUCUACAAAGCCUCCUGAAUCUAUGCGCACAACACGUCGCUGGAAACGACAACCUCGCUGCCAACGAUCUCCUUCAUCGGAUCCGACAACACUCAUCUCCAUACGGAGAUAGCUUCAAGAGGGUAUCUCAUUACCUAGCCAACGGUCUUCAAGCUCGUUUGACUGGAACUGGGAAUUCCUCUUACACAAUUCUUGCAAACACAAGAAUUUCCGCUGCCCAAAUAUUGAGAGGCUACCAAGCAUCUUCCACCGCUAGCCCAUUUAAACAAAUGUCAAACUUUUUCGCAAAUAGAUCAAUUGGUAAACUAGCAAUGAACGCUGAUCGAAUCCACAUAAUCGAUUUCGGCAUUCUUUACGGCUUCCAAUGGCCAUGUCUAAUCCAACGCCUAGCUUGCAGACCAGGCGGCCCGCCAAUGUUAAGAAUAACCGGAAUCGAGUUUCCCCAACCAGGUCUAAAACCAACGCAACGAGUUGAAGAAACCGGACGUAGACUGAAAAACUACUGCGAAAGAUUUAGAGUACCAUUCGAAUACAGCACCAUAGCCAGCAAAUGGGAAGUCAUAAAACUCUAUGAUCUAAAACUAAACAGUGAAGAAUUCCUGGUUGUCAACUGCUUAUACCGACUGAGAAACGUACCAGACGAAACCGUGAUUCAGAGUAGUCCUAGAGAUAGAGUACUGAAACUAAUCAAGCAAAUAAACCCAGAUCUUUUUAUCCACGGAGUUGUAAACGGUUCAUACAACGCACCGUUCUUUCUAACCAGGUUCAAAGAAGCUGUUUACUAUUUCUCGUCGGUUUUCGACAUGUUUGAUGCAACAUUGGAGAGGGAAGAUGAAGACAGGUUGUUGUUUGAGCAGGAGGUGUAUGGGAGAGAGAUAAUGAAUGUGGUAGCUUGUGAAGGGAUGGAGAGAGUUGAUAGACCGGAGACGAUAAAGCAAUGGCAGGGGAGGAACCAGAGGGCUGGGUUUAGGCAGAUGGAGUUGAAUAAGGAGUUGGUUAGAGAGGUGAGGAAGAAGGUGAAGAUGAAUUAUAAUAAGGAUUUUAGUGUUGAUGAAGAUGGAGGAUGGAUACUUCAAGGAUGGAAAGGUAGAGUUCUUUAUGCUAUUUCUUGUUGGAAAGUUGGAGGAGAUAUCUAGUAUUUCAAUUUCUAUGAUAUUUCUUGGAUUAA
Impatiens glandulifera is the source of this 1880-nucleotide messenger RNA. RefSeq names its product scarecrow-like protein 33. The transcript has a single exon. The record is from RefSeq and is a predicted model, not a curated record. Gene Ontology annotation, biological process: regulation of DNA-templated transcription. The coding region runs from base 70 to 1848 and encodes 592 amino acids. Gene Ontology annotation, cellular component: nucleus. NCBI's taxonomy places the organism in Eukaryota, Viridiplantae, Streptophyta, Magnoliopsida, Ericales, Balsaminaceae. Gene Ontology annotation, molecular function: DNA-binding transcription factor activity; sequence-specific DNA binding.